CUCAAGCUACAAUUGCUUGCGUCAGGGGUACUUGGGCAUGAUUUUUUAGUUUUAUUUGCAUAAGCCUUUUUAGGAAAGUUCUCAGUAAAGAAUAUACGAACUAUUUAUACAACACUGUCGCUGUCCUCCAAAGCCUGAGCAAAUUUGCGAGAGUUGAUUCACUUUUCUACAUUUCUGAGGUUGUCUCAAUUUGGAAUAUUUAAAGACUGGAAUGAGACAAGGGUGAUAAGAUCGUGGAUGUCCGCUAAAUAUAAGCUUUGAGCUAUUUACCCACCAAGACCUUAGUUUCACCACCAUAAAUGCAAGAAAAGAGGGCCAAAGAGCAGGACGUUAUUCAGCCAACUCUGAAACGUGGCCAGGCCUGCCUUUCGUGCCGUAAGCUCAAGCUUAGGUGCUCUGCUGACAAGCCGACUUGCAGACACUGCUACAAAACGCGUAGGGAAUGCGUUUAUGAUAGCUCAGAGGCGCAAGAGAUUAUCAGACUGUUAAAAGCACAGCAACAGACUGAAAAUGCUGCAGCGACUCAACGAGCUGUGUUCUACAGGCACAAUCCGCCUGGAACCUCAAUACAGUCAUUUAUAACGCAAGCACCGCAAACAGCACCAAAUGCAGCGAUGUCAACUGGUCAAAGCAGGGCAUCGCCGAGCUACGCAAACUACGGCCAGCACCAUGUGCAGCACUACGGGCAGCAAUAUCUUCCAGGAGCGCACGUUGGCGAUUCUUACGUAAUAAGACACGAAGAGGCCACAUUGUUUGACCAAAAUCUGCAGUACCUCAAUCAAGGCUGCCAAAGCGACUAUCAAGACGCUUACUAUUUCCUUAAUAAUGCCCAUAUGCAGUAA
This is a messenger RNA of Wallemia mellicola CBS 633.66, 842 nucleotides long. RefSeq lists its product as hypothetical. Bases 300 to 842 code for a protein of 180 amino acids. The record is from RefSeq and is a predicted model, not a curated record. Gene Ontology annotation, cellular component: nucleus. NCBI's taxonomy places the organism in Eukaryota, Fungi, Basidiomycota, Wallemiomycetes, Wallemiales, Wallemiaceae. Gene Ontology annotation, molecular function: DNA-binding transcription factor activity, RNA polymerase II-specific; zinc ion binding. The transcript is spliced from 5 exons. Gene Ontology annotation, biological process: regulation of DNA-templated transcription.